This is a messenger RNA of Zea mays, 1471 nucleotides long. RefSeq lists its product as uncharacterized. Bases 125 to 436 code for a protein of 103 amino acids. Lineage: Eukaryota; Viridiplantae; Streptophyta; Magnoliopsida; Poales; Poaceae. The transcript is spliced from 2 exons. The record is from RefSeq and is marked validated.
AAUCGGGGAAGAGCAGUCGACGGGGGAGAGUAGAGGUGGCACCCUCUUCCUGGUGGCUUUCCCAGUAGUGGUAUUGAGGUCGGUAGUAAGGGUAGGAAACAGGUCAGGUUAGGUCAGGCUAGCGAUGGCAUGGAGGUUGGCGGUAAGGGUAGGAGAGCAUAUCAUGGAGGCAGUUUCAUGGGACAUGGCUCUCGUAGCCAUGGCUAUGCGAUUCCUAGCUGAGGUAGCAGUACAUCAUCCCAUGGCAAGACCUUCUCAUCCUCUCAUACAUGGCUUCUCGAAAGGUGAAAAAAAUCUUUGUGCUCAUGAUUGUUCUAGUACAAGAAGGAAAAAAGAAGGUGAUGAAUGCAAUAUGAUAUUGGGUGUGUCAAAAGGUGAAAGGCUUUCUCAUAGAGGAUGGGACUUUGAAAGCAAAUAUAUUGCAAUUGAAACUUAAAGAACGUUAUAAGGUGCACAUCCCCUACAAGAGAGUAUAUAUGGGUAGAGAGUUAGCAUUGAAUCAACUUUAUGGUGGUUGGGAUAACAGCUUUAAUAAUUGGUAUGUUCAAAGCACAAGUUGAGAGUUGUUGUCCUGGUAGCUUAGUAACUAUUGAUAAUCACACAGUAAAUGGAAAGAUCAUAUUUAUAAGAUUGUUCUUUGCCUUAAAACCUUGAAUAGAGGGCUUCCUUAAUGGUCACAGACCUUACUUGGUAGUAGAUAUCACAUUCUUAGCAUGCAUGUUCAAGGGACAGUUUACUAGUGCUUCCAUUGUUUAUGGACACAAUUGGUUGUAUCUUGUUUGCUUUGGGGUAUUGAAAGGGAAAUGUGUCAUUGGGCCAUUUCUAAGUAUUUUGGUGAUUAAGUGACCAACACAAAUGGUUAUGUGUUAAACUAUGCCAAAUGGUGGACAAAGUGCAAAUCAAUACAAAGGUAUGAUUCUAGACUUAGUACAUUGAUUUUUGUGUACUAACAUAUUUGUCUAAGUGCUAGAAUCAGAGAAAAGACAAAUGGAAAAGACUUGGCUCGAGCAGCCAAGACUCUACUCAGUCUGGGUGCACCGGACUGUCCGGUGGUGCACCGGACAGUGUCCGGUGCGCUAGGCUGGCUCUGGUGAAAAGGCUGCUCUCAGGAAUUCGUCGGUGGCGUACGACUAUAAUUCACUGUACUGUCCGGUGGUGCACCGGACUGUCCGGUGAGCCAACGGUCGGUCGCGCAAUCCGCGCGUGACGCGUGGCCGGGCCAACAGUCUGAUGGGGGCACCAUACUGUCCGGUGUGCACCGAACAGUGUCCGGUGCGCCAACGGCUCCAAAUCAUCAACGGUCGGCUGCGCCAGAAUAGGAAAGAGAUCUACUGAGAGCACCUAGAGGGGGGUGAAUAGGUGAUCCUGUAAAACUUUAAACUUAAGCCACAAAAACUUGGUUGGGUGUUAGCACAAUAACCGCCAAGUGGCUAGAGAGGAGUCUCAACAAUACAAUAACCACGAAGAUAUC